Messenger RNA from Aureobasidium namibiae CBS 147.97, 1692 nucleotides. Its product is annotated as glucan 1,4-alpha-maltohexaosidase precursor. Gene Ontology annotation, biological process: carbohydrate metabolic process. NCBI's taxonomy places the organism in Eukaryota, Fungi, Ascomycota, Dothideomycetes, Dothideales, Saccotheciaceae. Gene Ontology annotation, molecular function: calcium ion binding; hydrolase activity, hydrolyzing O-glycosyl compounds. The transcript is spliced from 4 exons. Bases 1 to 1692 code for a protein of 563 amino acids. The record is from RefSeq and is a predicted model, not a curated record.
AUGGCUUCGUGGCUGCGCAGUAAAGCACAAAGGUUCGAAGGCUUCCUUGACGGUCGCACAAAGUCACCGACCAACGAAACAGCAACAGCACCAGCUGUCAAAGCAGCAAGUGAGACGAACAGACCGACACCUCAGAACUCAACACUGUUGCAAGCAUUCGAAUGGCACACACCUGGCGGACAUUGGAGCCGUCUCGCAAACACAGUCUCAACCCUUUCUGACGUCGGCAUCACUGCAUUCUGGCUUCCACCAGGCUGCAAGGCCAACGAUCCACACGGCAACGGCUACGACUGCUACGACCUCUGGGAUCUCGGCGAAUUCGAUCAGAAAUGGACUCGUGCAACCAAGUGGGGAUCUAGAGAAGAGCUGGACGAGUUGAUCGCAAAGGCCAAGAGCUCGGAUGUCCUGAUCAUCUGGGAUACUGUGCUGAACCACAAGACAGCCGGAGACGCCAAGGAGGAGUGUUGGGCUGUCGAAGUCGACAGACAAGAUCGCACAGUUGAGCAGACAGCACCAAGGAAGAUCGAACCCUGGAUCCACUUCAACUUCCCUGGCCGCGGAGACCACUACAGCAGCCUAAAGUGGCACUGGCAACACUUCAGCGGCACCGACUGGGACCAGCGCUCUCAGAAGAAUGCCAUUUACAAAAUCGUCGAUCCUCCAGAGUCACUUCCUCGUCCUGGAGCAGCCGUUGACCCAAACUGGCGCAAGAAGGAUUGGGCGACCGAUGUCGAUGAUUCCAAUGGCAACAAUGAUUAUCUCAUGUUCUCCAACAUCGACUACUCGAACGCUGAAGUCAGAGAGGAUGUGCAAAAAUGGGGCGAGUGGAUGGUAAGCGAAGUUGGCGUGGAUGGCUUCAGAUUGGAUGCUGUACCUCACAUCAGCUGGAUGUUCACUCGAGGAUGGAUCCGCAUUGCAAAGGAAGCGGCCAAGCGCCAGAAUCGUGAACUGUUCAUCAUGGGCGAGUUCUACAAUAGCAAUGUGAACAAGAUCCUGCAGUGGAUGGACAGAAUGGACAGCGGAGUGUACGCUUACGACAUCCCACUGCUGAGCAACUUUGCCAAGGUCUCUAUGGCAAAGAACAAGCUUGACGUCGACUUGAGAAAGGUCUUUAAGAACACCUUGAUCCAACACCGACCCAGCAAUGCGGUGACCCUUGUAACCAGCCAUGAUACCCAGCCAGGUCAGGCCGUGGACACCCCGAUCGCGCCUUACUUCAAGACUCUGGCUUACGCGAUCAUGCUCUUGCGCCGCGAAGGUCUGCCUUGUGUCUUCUGGGGUGAUCUCUACGGAACCAAGGGACCUCACACUUCAUCAGCAGCCUGUGAGGGCAAACUGCCCGCUCUUGUCCUUGGCCGCAAACUCUUUGCUUACGGCGAGCAAACCGAUUAUCUUCAAAGCAGAACUUCGAUUGGUUGGGUCCGUCACGGUACUUGGGACAGAGCUGACGGCUGCGUCGUCAUCAUGAGCAUCGGAGGUGCUGCUAAGAACAGCAUGUUCGUUGGCCCUACCAAAGCUGGUCAGGUCUGGACCGACAUCCUUGGUAAUUGUGGCGAUGCAAUCACCAUUGAUGACAGAGGCUAUGGCAUCUUCAGGUGCGCCGACAAGAGUGUCGCUGUCUACGUUCGCAAGGAGGCACCGGGCAGAGCAGAUUUCGGAGCUUGUCAUCCUGCAAAGUUCACCAUGCAAUGA